AUGAAAUUAUACACUUGUAAAAUAAAUUGCAAAGAUACUACCGAGAAUAGGCACACAAGUUCUACAUUUAGUAACCAGCUAAAAUGUUUGGCAUUACUCUCAACCAUUAAGCCCCUCAUUCUAUGGUGUACGACGAGCUCUAUAUUAUCUUUGAUUGGUGUUUCAUUCUUAUUUUUUAAGUUGGAGAAUGGAAUAAUUACUACAAUAAUCGUAUCAGUAUUUUCAAAUAUAAUCUGCCAGCUUGUUUUUCUCUCUUUGCUAUUUAGCAGAGUUAUGAGUGUAACAAUAGAGAAUUACUUAACAGCAUCUUUUACACUAUUUAAUGAUUUAAUUAUUACGAUUCCAAGAUAUGUUCUUUGGGAAUUAAUUUUUACAUCAAGAUGGAUAUGGCUUUCAUUACAUUUUUUUUGUGCAACAUAUUCAAUCUUUAGAUUCUGGAAUAUUUGUACACUAUUUUUGUUAGAGCUCCCUAUUUUUUUAUCCACGUUUUUUUUCGUUUCUGGUGGAUUAUCAUUUGUUCGUUUUUUUGGAAAGAGCCAAAAUAUUUUCUUGUUGUCAUCUCGAAUAUCAUUAAAACCGAUAAUAAUAAAAUUAAAUUUAAAGGAAAGUAAUGUUCUACUGAAAUUCUAUGAAUUAACUGAUUAUUUUACUUUUAAUGGUGGUUCAGGAAAUAUCAAAAACUCACUUAUUUUUACGAUCUUGACUUUAUUAAUAACAAUCCCUAUAUAUUAUUUUGGAAUAAAUACUCCCGGAAUUUCGAAUUUUUUUAACCUUAUAAAUAAGUUUUAUUCAUUUAGAAUAAGCUUUAAAUUGAGAAAUGAAAUAAAUCCAUUGAUUGUUAAAUUUUACAUUUAUUUAACUUCAUUCUUCGUGGUCUCAUUUUAUUGGUAUUGCAUUGAGUUACAAUCGGCAAAUUUUAGAAAUUUAUCAUUGAUCAACGUGAAUGGAGUGUUUUUAAAGCAUGAUAAAAUAUUAAAUAAUAACUAUUUAAAUGAAAACAUAAUUCCUAGUGACAACUUUAUUCGGUUUAUCACAAACCUCGAAAAGAAAUUUAUAUUCAUUGGACGCAACAUAAAACUAGGACAAAAAGUCUGGAUAAAAGUUUUUUAUUCAUUUUAUUCAAUAUUUGCCAUAUUUACAAUUCUUCCAGUACUAUUUCUUUUUAAUCUACAUAAGAUUGAGUCUUUGAUAAAUAUUUUGAUCAAAACGAUUCCAAUUAAUUCCAAUACAGCCUUUGAAGAAUGGCUUGGCUACGAAUACAGAUUAUUUUUUGUACUAGAAAAAUUACAAAGACAGUUAGAUAACAUAUUUUCAACAGUUCUUUUGCUUGAUUCAUCUAUUCACACAAAGGUUGCUACUAUAAAUAAUAGCGAUUUUAGUUUAGUUGUUCAUUCAACAAUUGGUUUAGAUAAACGGAUCUCAUUUUCUCAGAUAGAUAUUGAUGAUUGGUUUUUGAAUAUUUGUUCAUUAGAUAAUCAAUUAGGAAAGAAAAGCCAUAUUCCAAAAAGCUUUAAUGAAUGGUGGUAUAGUAACGUUUUGUUCUCAGACAGUUUAAAUAAUCCAAAAAUUAAAAACAAGAAAAAAAAUACUUUGUCGGGGUGGAAUAUUAGAGAUUCAAUCAUGCAUCACAGAAGUGAGAUUUUUUGUAUACUACUUGAAAAAUUCAAAAACUACUGCAAAAAAACGGAACGGGUUUUAAUGAAUUUUACAGUAGAAAAUGAACUUCUCAACUUGAAAGAGAGUGAAAUUAUUCCACAGCUAAUUUUUCUCAUGCAGGAGAUGACACUUUAUAGCAUUGACCUAUGCUAUUUAUAUAUUUAUUGCUAUCAUAGAUUUAUUGCAAAGAAUCUAAUUAUUAAUGGGUUGAAAGGGGAAUGGAACGCUCAAACGUUGAAUCAAUAUAUUAACUUAUCUGCCGAGGUAAAAAAUCGCAUAUAUUUCGCAUGCGAAGUCGGACUAUUAAAUUCUCCAUACAUACAUCCAGUUUUUGAACAAGAAAUUAUUAGAUUGUACAGGGGAAUUGACGAUUCAUUGGAAUUAUUGUUACCUUUGUUAUAG
Messenger RNA from Cryptosporidium ubiquitum, 2058 nucleotides. RefSeq lists its product as uncharacterized. The record is from RefSeq and is a predicted model, not a curated record. The coding region runs from base 1 to 2058 and encodes 685 amino acids. NCBI's taxonomy places the organism in Eukaryota, Apicomplexa, Conoidasida, Eucoccidiorida, Cryptosporidiidae. The transcript has a single exon.